UGCUGACUAACAUUUUCUUGUAGUGCGCGUCUUCAAUUUGUAGUUUUUUUAUUUAUUUUUACGUUUACCACAGUCUGGUGUAGUGUAUAGUACUUAGUUUGGUUUUGUGCUCUUUUGUAUAUUAAGGCAGAAAAGAAGAUUGGUAUUAUCUGAAUUAAAAAGUAGCCGUGUGAAAUUUGAUAUACAUUCUUCAAAUAUGAGUUCCCAAACAAAUAAUUGCAUUGAUAACAAUCUCCCUGGAAUUCAAAGCUUGUGUUCAGAUUAUGUGGUGACUGACCCCGAUGUUUUGCAAUGUAGUACUAAUCCCGAGACUAAUCCUUUGCAAUCCCCUGUUCCUGUUGAUGAAGUAGCUGUAGUACCUGACACUUUUGAUACUGAAUGCAUAACCGAGUGUAUAAGUGAAGAAAAAUCGUUGUCUGAUGAGUUACGUUCUUGGGUAAUUGAAGAAAAUAUUACACAGGCAGCAGUGUCACGUUUGCUAUCGAUUUUAAGAAAGCAAGGUCACAAUUUACCAAAAGACUGUCGAACUUUAAUGAAAACACCAAGAACCAACUAUGAAAAUGAAAUUGUUAAAAACUUUGAAAAUGGACAAUAUUUUCAUUAUGGAUUGGCAAAAGCUUUAUAUUCCACUUUAAGAAGGUAUUUCCCUAUCAAAAUAUACCCAUCUGAAAUUAAAAUAAAUGUUAACAUUGAUGGAUUACCUAUUUCAAAAAGUUCUACGGGCCAACUCUGGCCAAUUCUUGGUAGUUUAGUUGUAGACUUUUAUACCGAGCCUUUUUUAAUUGGGGUAUUCUAUGGAUUACAUAAACCUAGUAAUGUCAAUGAAUUCUUGGCCCCGUUUGUAAAUGAAGCAAUAUCUGUAAUGCAAAAUAAUCUUUGUGUUGAUGGACAGCAAAUAAAGCUGAAAAUUAACAGUCUUGUGUGUGAUGCACCUGCCAAAGCAUUUAUUUGUGGAGUGAAACAUCAUACAGGGUACUUUGGUUGCUCUAAGUGUACUGAGGAAGGAGAUUAUAUAGAAAGAAGAGUGGUGUUUCCCGAAUUAAACAAACCAUUACGUACUGAUGACUCCUUUAAAAAUAGAACCCAAGAGGAGUAUCAUAGGGAGUCAACACUUGUAGAGCGUCUAGGAAUUGGUAUGGUAUCACAAGUACCAUUAGACUAUAUGCACUUAGUGUGUUUAGGUGUCACAAAGCGUCUUAUUAAACUAUGGUUUAAAGGUAAUAUUCAAAUUAAACUUAAACCGGAUAAAAUAAAAAUAAUCGAAUCACGAAUUUCUUCUAUUAAGGAAUUUAUUCCUUGUGAAUUUGCUCGCAAACCGAGAAACAUUUCUGAAAUUGAUUUUUGGAAAGCCACUGAAUUCCGAUUAUUCAUUUUAUAUACAGGAAUUGUUGUUUUAAAAGACGCCCUUCCAGAACGAUACUACAAACACAUGUUGUGUUUAACCACUUCUAUUAGAAUCCUAUGUAGCGUCCAUCACAAGCAUAUGUUAAACUAUUCAGAGAAGUUAUUACAACAUUUUGUAAAAAAGUUUGGCGAAAUUUAUGGUGAAGAAUGGUUAUCAUACAAUGUUCAUAGUUUAAUACAUUUACCAAAUGAUGUUCGCAAUUUGGGAACCUUAGAUUCCUUUUCAAGUUUUAAAUUCGAGUCGUAUCUUUACAAAUUGAAACAAAAAAUUAAACAUUCAGGGAAGCCGUUACAUCAGAUUGCAAAUAGAUUGCAUGAAAUGAAUGAUUUUAAGCAUGAAGGUCCCCUAAAACUAGAUUACCCAUGUGUAUAUAAAGGGAAAGAUUAUAUUACCUUAAAGUUUGAGAAUUUUUCUUGCUCUAAAACAAAAGCUAAUAGUUGCAUAUGUUUACAGAACGGAAAAAUUGCAAUUAUUCAAAAUAUUACUUCAAUUAGUAACAAAAUAACGAUAGAACUUAUCAGUUUCAAUACAAUGCAUUCCUUUUUCGAUGAACCAUGCAAUUCUGAGCACUUACAAAUUUUUCUUGUAGACAAAAACAGUUUCACUCAUCCCUUUAAUGUAAACCCAGAAGAUGUUAAAUACAAAUGCUUGCAGUUACCUUAUCCAGAACCAGAAAGUAAAGAUUAUAUGGUAGUUAUUCCCCUACUGCAUUGCAAUUAAGUUACAGGUUGUCACAAGUUACUUGUCAUAUACCUAGAUAUCAUUAGUUUUCCUGUACGUAGCAUAGCGUAAAGAAAUAUACAGGGUGUUACAUGACUGUAUGUAAAAAAAAAUUGGGUGGUAGAGGGGAUCAAAACAAG
Photinus pyralis (common eastern firefly) is the source of this 2265-nucleotide messenger RNA. RefSeq lists its product as uncharacterized. Lineage: Eukaryota; Metazoa; Arthropoda; Insecta; Coleoptera; Lampyridae. The transcript has 2 exons. The coding region runs from base 197 to 2125 and encodes 642 amino acids. The record is from RefSeq and is a predicted model, not a curated record.